CGGAAGUUGGUGCUGAGUGUCCGCUCGCGUGCUGCUCGCUGGAGGUGGCCGUCGUCUGAGCGAUCGCGACGGGUUAGACUUGCGAAAGGGCCACCAUGCCUUUGGCUAGAGAUUUACUUCAUCCGUCCUUGGAAGAGGAAAAGAAAAAACAUAAAAAAAAACGACUAGUUCAAAGUCCAAAUUCGUAUUUUAUGGAUGUAAAAUGUCCAGGUUGCUACAAGAUAACCACGGUUUUCAGCCAUGCUCAAACAGUGGUUCUUUGUGUAGGUUGUUCAACAGUGCUGUGUCAGCCUACAGGAGGAAAAGCCAGGCUCACAGAAGGUUGUUCAUUUAGAAGAAAGCAGCACUAAUGAUCUAACAACUUCCUGGUUUUAUGUUCUCUCACAGAAAGCCUUAUAAGUUCAGUGACUCUACCAAGAUGAUGUAAUGAUGUUUGAUUUUGUAAGGUAUUCAACAAUGAUCUCCUAUUUUCUGUCGGUUUUUCAAUAAAGUUUUGAUUAUGG
Molecule: messenger RNA, 503 nt
Organism: Castor canadensis (American beaver)
Lineage: Eukaryota; Metazoa; Chordata; Mammalia; Rodentia; Castoridae
Gene: Rps27l
Product: ribosomal protein S27 like
Biological process (GO): translation
Cellular component (GO): ribosome
Molecular function (GO): structural constituent of ribosome
Source: RefSeq, a predicted model, not a curated record